AUGACAGAUGUUGAUGGUUAUUACUUUGAUACAUCCCUGACACAAAGCACGUACACACAGCGAGCAUACCAUACCAGCGGAAGCUUGCCAAUGAAGAGAAUAGCAACUGGUAGACAGCCUACAAUUGAUAAAUCUCCGAUGAAAGAAAAGGUAGUCUUAGCUAGCUAUCCCGAAAGUCAGGAUGUGCUGGCAACAGAAUGCGACUUCGAAAGCAAAGAUACUUUAAAGAUGGACAUUAGGAGUGAAAGUGGAAAUGCAGAUAUCCAUCGCAAGGCACUGAAGUCAUCAGUAAGUGGAAACUCGGAACAGGGAUCCCAUAUAAGUGAUACAACUGAUGCGAAUGACCUGAACACUUCACAUUCUUCGUACAGAGAGCGAUUGGCAUCCUUAGCACAGAUUAAAAGGACUAAAAUGCUGACUGAUGACAACUACGAGAUGCUAAAGAUGUUGGUGUUUACAGUAUCGCUGGUCUGUAAUGCAUGUAUAUAUGGUGGACUGUUUGCGCUGGCCUGGUAUAAAUUUAGUCCCGACCCAGCAGAUAGAGUUGGGCACACGAGAGCGGUAGUCACCAUCCUGUUCAUUGUUCCCAGCAAAAUCCUUGGUACUCACAGCAAUGAGUAUCGCAAGGCGUACAUUCUGAUCCUAGCCUGGGCACUGAUGGUCAUGAUACCCAGGUCUGUACUUUUUUAUAUCAACCCGAACGGCUACGAUCUAGCUGUUGAUUUGAUCAUAGCGUGCGCUACCAGUUUCUGGUUUUUGGUGCUGAUAUACUAUACCUGGAAGUGCAAGGGGGUGACGCAGACCUAUUCAGAUUGGAAACAAAAUGUGUAUGCAGGCUUGGGAAUCGCCGUGCUACCAUUAUUUAUACUGAUUAUGCGAGCCAAUGUAUUUACAGAAAUUCCAGAUAAUUACGUCACCAACAGUGGCAUAAUCCUGCUCAGAACCUUUGUGAUUUUCUUCAUGCAGUCCAUCGCAGUGACACAGCUCUUCAGCAUCACUGCAGCUAUAGUGUUCUUCGACCUGAAAACUUCAGAAAAGCUCGACCCCGAUAAAUUGUUCGAGAAUUCGCUGGUAAAACAAGAUACAAAGCGAUUGUCGACAAUUGAAUCGACAUGUAUCGUACGAAAAUCUUCGUUCAAUGAGUAUGGACCCUCUUUCCCUGUACGCACAGCUGUAAUCAUAACCGAGUAAAAAAUAAAAAAGUAAAUAAAAUGCCCAUAUAUAGCACUUGCAACUUGCAAGAUAGCUAGUUUUUAACUUCAUUCAUCUGUC
This is a messenger RNA of Sphaeroforma arctica JP610, 1272 nucleotides long. RefSeq lists its product as hypothetical. The record is from RefSeq and is a predicted model, not a curated record. The coding region runs from base 1 to 1191 and encodes 396 amino acids. Lineage: Eukaryota; Ichthyosporea; Ichthyophonida. The transcript has 2 exons.